This is a messenger RNA of Gambusia affinis (western mosquitofish), 3614 nucleotides long. Its product is annotated as progestin and adipoQ receptor family member 3-like. Gene Ontology annotation, molecular function: signaling receptor activity. The transcript is spliced from 7 exons. Lineage: Eukaryota; Metazoa; Chordata; Actinopteri; Cyprinodontiformes; Poeciliidae. Bases 187 to 1143 code for a protein of 318 amino acids. The record is from RefSeq and is a predicted model, not a curated record. Gene Ontology annotation, cellular component: membrane.
CAUAGCUUCCAUAUUUCCUUCCAAACAAACAGGUUUGGUGCUGCUAAAAGGUCCUACACUCAUACUAUAUGUUAGCUUAUUAAAAUGUGUGCAUUUACCAAAAUGUGAUUCUUUUUUACCACCGCGUAAAACUAACAGCCGUCCGGAUAUGGUUGAAAGACCUAUUCGAAGACAGUCGGACUGAUAAUGAACAAGAUGCUAUUGAAGAUGCCGAAGAAGUUGCUGAAAACUGCCCACUAUAUAGAGCUGGGCAGAUACCAGAACUGGCCGGUGCUGCUGCCACACAGGAUUCGGUUGUACACCUACGAACAAAUCCCCCUCUUCCUCAAAGAAAACCCCUACAUCACAGACGGCUACAGGGCACACCUGACCUCCAAACUCUGUCUGAAGAGUAUAUUUAUUCUAUCCAAUGAGACUGUGAAUAUCUGGAGCCACCUUCUGGGUUUUGUCCUUUUUUUUUCUCUUGGGGUCAAUGACCUCUCCUCAGUACUACCAGCUGCUGGAGCAAACAGAGAAGACUACAUCAUCUAUGCUACAGGGCUCUUCUGCUUCCAGGUCUGCAUGCUGUGUUCAGUGGGAUACCACCUGUUCUCAUGCCACCGUCUGGAAAAGACGUGCCGCCGCUGGCUGGCGCUGGACUACGCCGGCAUUUCCAUCGGUAUCCUGGGCUGCUACGUUCCUGGGAUCUUCUAUGCUUUCUACUGUAAUGCUUUUUGGCAGCAGGUCUACUUGCUGAUGGUGCUCUCCUUGAUCCUGGCCAUCUUCUGCGCUCAGGUUCACCCUCGUUACCUCAGCAACGACUGGAAAAUGAUCAGGAUGACAAUCUUCUGCUGCGUGGCGGGCGUCGGUGUGAUUCCUGCCUGCCACUGGAUCUGGCUGAGUGAAGGUUUCGCUUCUGAGAUUGUGCAGCUGUUUCUGCCUCGUGUGAUUGUAAUGUACCUGAUAGCUGGAUCUGCAUUCCUGUUCUAUGCCACCAAAAUUCCAGAGCGAUAUUUUCCUGGUCAGGUGAACUACAUCGGCGCCAGCCACCAGCUGUGGCAUGUACUGGUGGUGGUGAUGUUUUACUGGUGGCACCAGACGGCUGUACACAUCAUGGACUUCAGACACAGCCGGCCCUGUCUCAGCCGGACCGCCGGCAGAUAAGUGAACCUCAAAAUGUCACGUCACUUUAAAGCAACCUUCAGUUGUUGCCUUCACCUUUUCUUGCUGUAAGUGCGCGGCGCCUAUGAUGCUGAUGCUGAGUGAUAGACGUUGACCAAUAUUAAAAGCUCUCAGAGUUUUGUGACUGUGGCGUCGCCUUCUGUUUUCACAACAGUGAACAGAAAAUUGACUAUUAGAUCAAUGCAUGAAGCUUUGUUUUAUAGAAACAAACUCAACUUUGAUGGUUUUAAGUGACAUCAUAUUUUACAUUUGAUUAGGUUUUGACUUUUUUUGUGUGUAGAAGUAUUUAAAGAGGGGAUUAUUUGAAUCAAAUCUAACUGCCUGCAUGAAAUCUGCCUUCUUUUGUCUGCAUUUUUUAAAUCUAUUAUCUACUUCUUAUGUUUUAUAAGAACUUUGGGAGGAAAACUAGAAAUAUUGGUUUAACAUCUGAACAGAACGUUUUAUCUCCAUUUUUGGCAUUCACAUGCACAGCUGUAUUUUACCUCUAAACCUUAUUUAUUUCUAAUUUAUCUGCAAUUCUGCUCUGAAUCAACUGGAGCCAGUUUUAUAACAGUCGUGUGAAUUGGAUAACAAAAGACUGAGACAUUUCACACAACUCGGCGCAUAUUCCAAAUGAGACCUUUUUCUGGCGAAGAUGUUAAAAAAUAACGACGUCGUUCCUGACUGUUCUACUAUUUUGCUUCCUUUUCUAAAAAUAAGACGGUCUUAAUUCACACGGACUAAAAAUUUUUAACCAAAUUGCUGAAACUCCCAUAGAGUGCCAGUAGGUGGCGAUAACAUUAACAACACAUGAGAGUGUCUGUUUCAUUUCAGGCAUUAAUGUUUACACCUAUUCACAUGUGAGAAACUUGUAAUCACAAAUGUCUUCUCCUCGUGAGAGCAGAAAUGAAUUUUAUUAGUCAAAUAUGGCUGCACAUUUCCUCUUAAAGUGUCAAAAAUGUGAGAAUUUUUUUUUCCCUCUUUUUUUCUGUGUCUCAUAUAUUCCUUGUGGAAAAACAAAUUAUGUGUGACGGCAUUAUAUCUGAAAGAAUUGUUUUAAUUGCUGUUCUUGUUUUUAUACUACCUCCUUAGAAUAAAUCAUGAGCAACAGAAUCAACCACAGAGCAGGAUGAUCACUGAUAAUCAAGCCAGACUGAUGCUGUAAUUUUUCUUAACUGUUUGGUUUUUCUUUUCACAAUUCAGCUGUAACCUAAUGAACACAACAAUCACUCUAAGUUAAUCACUUAAAUAUGACAUUAUGUGACUAACUCAGCAAGCAGGGCAUGAUGAUAAGAGUCUAUUUUUUUAUUUUCCUCUACUGCCAAGUAUAUGUUGAUGUAAUAUCCUCUGGAUUGUGUGUGCAUGGAGGAAUGUACAAUAUUGAUCUUUAAUAGCAACUGUAAGUUGGAUAACUUCAAAAAGAUCAUUUUAAUUGCAUGUUUGCACUUUAAGUGCAGUUCAAUUAUGUUUAUGCAUGCACCUUAGCUGACCAUCCUUUUGUGUUUUAGUUGCAAACUGAAGAAUAUUUUUUAUAAUUGGUUCAAGUUUUAUCAAGAUUACUGAAAUAACAGAUUAUGAAUGUAAACGACCAAUCAAUAAGAUUAACACAGAAAUAUACCGACGGAGAACCGCAUUGAAAUCUUUACUCUGUUUGAAAAGCUGAUGGACGUUUUGUUGAUUUAAAUCUCGGGGUUUUCACUGUGAUCUGUCUGUACUGAGUUAAACAAAAAUACAAAUACAUCUCAAUCAAAAUACGGACAAAAUCAAAAAGAUCAGGUGUGGAAGAACAUGAUUUGUGUGUCCAGCAGCUUAUUUAUAUGUUCAUCUGCAAGGUAAAUGGAGCCCAGAAGACAAGUAAAAGCCUCUUUGCUUUUGCAAGUAGCAAUUAUAGACUGAUUGGUAUAAAUUGUGAUAAUAUGGACCUCUUACAGAUAAUUGAAUUUACUUUACAGCCUCUAAAAUCCCUUAGUUUCCCCUUUAUAAAACGUGUUUGUUUCCUUAUUGCUGCUUGAAUGAGGCCAGUAGAAAAUGGAAACUACUGUACCUAUGUUCAUUAUUUUUUGUUCUUGCAGAAAAUGAGAUCUGUUGUUAGAACAAGCAUUAAAUGUUUUUAUUUUUGCACAUUUUAGCCCUGUUUGUGUUUCGUUUGCCUUAUCUUUGAGUAACUGUACUGUGUUUUUACUGUUUCUCACAAACCAGAACAAAAUGUUUCUUUAAUUUAAAAAAAACAUGAAAAUGAAUGCACCAUAAAAAGCUCUUACUGCUGCAGACUGCAGAACUGAAUUCAUGGACAGAUAAGUAACUGUCUCCCCAUACAAUGCAACAUUUUUCUUGAAUGUUCUCUUGUGUGUUUAUGUUUUCCUUGUGCUAUUAUGAUGAUAAAAGCACUGACCAAUGAGAUGAGUUGAACAUUUGUUUCAUUUCAUCUGUGAAAAGAUAUUUUUGAACAUUUGAGCAAAUAAAGUGCUAAAGAA